Molecule: messenger RNA, 630 nt
Organism: Amphimedon queenslandica
Lineage: Eukaryota; Metazoa; Porifera; Demospongiae; Haplosclerida; Niphatidae
Product: methyltransferase-like protein 23
Exons: 4
Coding region: 1-630 (209 amino acids)
Cellular component (GO): nucleus; cytoplasm
Source: RefSeq, a predicted model, not a curated record
AUGGCAGCUAUUAAUAUCAAAGGCUAUUUACUUGCUCAACAAGUCUGCAACAUGAUACCCAGCUAUACACUACACUCCAGUCUGACUCAUUGUCUCUUCUAUAAUAUAAUGAAACUACUGACUAAACAAGCUAGCUCAGGCACAGCCAUUCCCGGGUUAAUUGCCGCCAAAUGCGGAGGCUCUGUGACUCUAUCAGACAGAGAGGACAACCCACGUCUUUUGGACUACCUGAGGGAGACAUGUGAACUGAAUGGACUGAGGGAAAUAAAGAUUAUGGGGCUCACUUGGGGUCUAAUCUCACCUGAUUUAAUAAAUUUAAGUAAAUGCGAUUACGUGCUAGCAUCGGACUGCUUUUAUGAUAGCAAAGAUUUUGAAGAUGUUAUGGCAACAGUUGAUUAUGUUUUGGAGAAGAGAAGUGGUUGUGUCUUUUGGACUACUUACCAGGAAAGAAGCUCCAAUAGGACUUUAUUUCCAUUGCUAGAGAGGUGGGGGCUCCAGUGUAAAGUGAUACCAAUAGAAGAGGACUGGUCCUAUGGGAUAGAGAUAGUAGGCCCAGCCCCAGACUAUCUUGAUAUAGAGACAACUGUAACAAAACACUCAAUACGAUUACUAGAGAUAACCAAGCAAUAA